Xenia sp. Carnegie-2017 is the source of this 1317-nucleotide messenger RNA. RefSeq names its product GPN-loop GTPase 2-like. The transcript is spliced from 5 exons. The record is from RefSeq and is a predicted model, not a curated record. Gene Ontology annotation, molecular function: GTPase activity. Lineage: Eukaryota; Metazoa; Cnidaria; Anthozoa; Malacalcyonacea; Xeniidae. Bases 83 to 979 code for a protein of 298 amino acids. Gene Ontology annotation, cellular component: cytoplasm.
UAUGGCGGACGAAGAUGCAUAAUCAUAUUCCUGAUGUUUCUUUCAUUUUGUUGACAUUUUCAACGAUAAAACUCACAACGAAAUGACAAUAUUUGGCCAGGUAGUCAUAGGUCCACCUGGAAGCGGGAAAAGUACAUACUGUAAAGCGAUGAAGGAGUUAUUAACAGCUUUAGGAAGAAAUGUCGCUGUUGUAAAUUUGGACCCUGGUAACGAUGUGUUACCUUACGAUAGCGAUGUUAAUGUGUCAGAUCUUAUUACUUUAGUGGAUGUUAUGGAGAACUUGAAACUAGGUCCUAAUGGUGGACUUGUUUAUUGUAUGGAGUAUCUUGAAGCGAAUUAUGAUUGGCUCAUAGAGAAAUUGCAACAUUUUAAAGAUUGUUACAUUUUAUUUGAUUGUCCUGGCCAGGUCGAGUUGUAUACACAUCAUAUGUCAGUCCGAAAUAUCGUUCACAAGCUCCAGGAGAAAGAUUUCAGGUUGGCAGCUGUUCAUCUCGUUGAUUCUCACUAUUGCAGUGAUCCAUCAAAGUUCAUCUCAGUUUUACUGACAUCCCUAUCAACUAUGGUGCUUAUUGAAUUACCACAUGUGAACAUCUUAUCAAAAGUUGAUCUUAUUGAGCAGUUUGGAAAGCUGAAUUUUGCUCUCGAUUAUUACACCGAGGUUUUGGACCUGAAGUUUAUUUUGGAUGAAUUACAAGAUGAUCCUGUGAUGAGGAAGUUUAAGAAAUUGAAUAUGGCUUUAAUCAGUGUUAUUGAAGAUUACAGUCUCGUCUCCUUUUCGCCGCUAAAUGUUCAGGAUAAAGAAACUAUGUUGUCCAUAAUAAAAAAGGUCGAUGGUGCUAACGGUUACGUAUUUGGUGGCAAGCAUGAAGAAGGAAGUCUCAGCAAAAUGUUAUCUUAUGCUGCUGGUGCCGACUUUGAAUAUUUUAAAUUUGCCAGUAUGCAGGAGAAAUAUGUCGAUGUGUCAAAAACUGAAGCUUAAGUCAACGAACUAUUUAUCGAAAACUAACAUUUGCUUUAAAUUGUUCAAAACCGACCUUUUGCAAUGUGAAUUAAAUGUGAACUACAUUAUAGCAAGUUAUUUUGGUAGGGUAAAGAUUUUUCUUAAUCUUAGUAUCAAACAAUACAAUACUUGUGAAAUGUGACCACCUCAAACUCAGAUCUUUAUGUUAUGUAGAGAUGUGAUUGCAAUUUGAUGAUGUUUCUGUACAUAUUUAUGUAGUAACAAUGAAUUUUAAAUUUUCUGACAUAAAAUGUAAUAUUACUGUAAUGUAAAUGCAUAAAUAAUAUGCAGUACACAAUACAUGCAUUGUAGAGUAA